This is a messenger RNA of Nicotiana tabacum (common tobacco), 936 nucleotides long. RefSeq names its product cysteine synthase-like. The record is from RefSeq and is a predicted model, not a curated record. NCBI's taxonomy places the organism in Eukaryota, Viridiplantae, Streptophyta, Magnoliopsida, Solanales, Solanaceae.
GUCCUAAUAGAACCGACAAGUGGAAACACUGGUAUCGGCCUGGCAUUUAUGGCUGCUGCUAAAGGCUACAAUCUGAUCAUUACAAUGCCUGCUUCUAUGACUCUCGAGAGAAGAAUCAUUCUUCGCGCUUUUGGUGCUGAGUUAGUCCUCACUGAUCCUGCAAAGGGAAUGAAAGGAGCUGUUUCUAAGGCUGAAGAGAUAAAGGCCAAGACACCUAACUCCUAUAUUCUUCAGCAAUUUGAAAACCCUGCCAAUCCAAAGAUACACUAUGAAACCACUGGUCCUGAGAUAUGGAAAGGCUCGAACGGGAAUAUUGAUGCUUUUGUCUCUGGAAUUGGAACUGGAGGCACGAUAACAGGCGCAGGCAAAUAUCUAAGAGAGAAGAAUCCUAACAUAAAGCUUUACGGUAUUGAACCAGUUGAAAGUCCUGUUCUUUCUGGAGGAAAACCUGGUCCACAUAAGAUACAGGGAAUUGGUGCUGGUUUCGUUCCUGGCGUGCUGGAAGUUAAUCUUAUUGACGAAGUUAUUCAAGUUUCAAGUGAUGAAGCCAUAGAAACUGCAAAACUUCUUGCAUUGAAAGAAAGAUUGCUGGCAGGAAUAUCAUCUGGUGCUGCGGCAGCAGCAGCAAUUAAAAUUGCAAAGCGGCCAGAGAAUGCUGGAAAACUAAUCGUUGUUAUUUUCCCGAGCUUUGGGGAACGUUAUCUCUCCUCGGUGCUGUUCGAAUCUGUUAGGCGUGAAGCAGAAAACAUGACUUUUGAGCCCUGAACUUGGUAGUCCUUACAUUUAUCUUUAGCUUCAUGUCAGAUCACUCAGAUGAUACAAAUGAAGAUAAUAGUCCUUACUAAUACCUUGUUGGAUACAUAUUUUCAACCUUGUGUAUAACUAAUACUUGUAUUAGUUAGACAUCAUACUUGGUAUUAUCCUAUGUAUAAGUAA